AUGUCGUCUUUGGCCAAUGGCGAAACUGAGGGGCAUGGCGGGGUUUUCAAGAGUGUUGCUGGUGCAAGUCAGCGCCCGGAAGGGGUGCGAGAUCGACCUCCAAUCGCGAAUGGACCAAAGGCUCCGACAGUCGAUGGGGCACAAGGAACUAAAGGGAAACGAAACAGACGGAGGAAGAACAAGGGCGUGGCGAUGUCACCAGAGCAAGGUCCUCGUGCGACAGAGCCAGGCUCGAGGGGCGUGGCGUCUGUGGGCGCAAGUCAGCCUCGAGAUAAGAUUCAGAACUCCAGGCAGCACGUUGACCAAACGCUCGUCACCGGACCUCCGUUACGAGCUAUUUUGGGAAACAAGAAGCCAUGCUUUGCUUGGCGAGAUGGCAAUUGUCCUCGAGGUGAUCGUUGUCGAUAUAGCCACGACCCAAAGAUACGGGAUGCAGCGAGUGAGCAAAAAGCACUCCGCGAAGCUGAGGAGCGAGAGAAACGUGAGCGACUGCUUACAGAGGAAAGGGAAAGGCGAGAGGCCGAGCAGAGGGAGAGGGAGAGAAUCGAACGGGAGGAGCGAGAGCGCCAAGCAAGGGAGCGUCAGGAGGCCGAGCGUAAAGAGCGUGAGAAGAUUGAGAGGAUUGCUAGGGAAGAACAAGCUCGGCGAGAAAGGGAGAGGCAGGAAGCAAUCGAGAGGAAGAAGAGGGAAGAGGCAGAGGCAAGGGAGCGCAGCCGCAUCGAGCAGGAGAGAAAGAGGCGAGAGAAGGAAGAAAGGGAGGCAAGGGAACGAGAGGCGAGGGAAAGGGAGCAGCGGGAACGCCGAAGGCGAGAAGCUGCAGCGACUAUCCAGCUCGUCGUUGGGGGGUCCAAUCUGGUGACUUUCGGAGCUGGCUUCGAGACGCGAAGUAUCAUUGCUGGAUUCGACCUCUGUGCUGUCGUAGUUCGCAACCUGACAGCGGACACCAAGAAGGACCAAGUUGCCAGGUUAUUCAUGGAGGAGCUGCAACUCGACCCCUUGACGUUCUGCGUCUCCGAGAUGAAGUACGACAAUGGGGGUCAGAAGGCGGUGGUGCUAACGCGCGUUGAAGAUUCAGAGGCGAUAGAGACGGAGGUUUUGCAGGGAAUCGAGUGGCGUGGGCGACUCCUCGAGUUCGAGAUGGGAGCCAAUGCUUUAUGGGGCAAGAUGAACGCUUCCGGGAGCAACCAGGAUCUCAACACGCUCUCCAUCUUUUGGACCGUCCCAUCGACGACAAUGAUCGCCACCUACACGUCCAUGGAAGAGGCUCAGCGCAUGGCACGUAGGCUGGAUGGACGGAUGCUUGGAGGACGGAGGAUAAAGGCGGCCAUGAACGAGAGGCCAAACGGUCCUGCUGCCCGAUACUAUGUCCCGUCCUCUGUCAAAGUGACGAACCUUCCUCCCCACACGGCAACACACGAGCUAUGGGAAAUCGCCGAAACCACCUCGAUUCGGGAAGUCAAGGGACCCGUAUACGAUCUCGACAGCUUCAAAGGGACUCUAGAGGCUGGUUUGAAGCGCCACGAUAUGAUUCGGGGAUCAUUCCAGGUUACAAUUGACGGUACCCGAGUCAUUUCGAAGGUUCGAUUCCCCUCCCAUGAGACUGCCAAACGAGCUUUCGCUGCCAUCGAAGCAGGUCAAUUCCGCUUCGGCCAAAAUCCAAGAUUACGUCCAGUCUUGCCACAAAGCCACGAGUACACCAUCAGCAUUAUCCGAGCCCAGUACGACGCGCAGCGGAAGUUGUGGGAUGAGAUAGCUGAAGGAUCGAGGGGUCGCGACGGUGCAUUUGUGCGCAUCAAUGAAGGGAGGCACGGUCGGAUGUUCAUCAAGGUUUUGGGAUCGAACGAGAAGGAAGUGGGGGCUCUGAAGGUGCGAGUUGAGAGUUUAGUCGCUGGCGAGCGCCUCGGUGCGGAAUAUUGGCACAGCUCGUUCCUCUCGAACCAAGGUGCAUCGUUUUUGAGCCGGGUGAAGACGGACACCGGUGCAUUUGUCUCGGUUGACCGCAAGGUCCAUGCCUUGCGGCUCUUCGGGAUGAACGAAGCGAAAGCUGCUGCCCGAGCCAUUAUUGAGGAAGAGGUGGAGAGGCUGGGGUUCCUCGAGUGGUCCAUCCCACUUCAACGGCAAUCGGUUUCUUUCUUUGUCCGAGUCGGACUGAAGACGUUGCAAGACGCUCUAGGAGAGGACAACGUCUCGCUCGACCUGACUUCGACACCAAACAGGAUCAAGAUUAAGGGAGGAGACGAUGCAAGACACCACUUACAGAAGCUGAUGGAAGAAGCGCUUGCAAGCGUGAGGGAUGGGAAGGUCGUGGUGCAAAGGACGGGUGACGGAGAGACGUGUCCAAUUUGCUACGAUGAAGUCUCAUCCCCAGAUGUCCUCAGCUGUGGCCAUUCCUAUUGCGAAGCCUGCCUUCGCCAUUACUUGAUUUCGGCCGCGGACUCGAAGAAGUUCCCACUCGUCUGUAUGGGGGAGGAAGCUACCUGCGGCAAACCCAUCGCCAUCCCUAUCAUCCAGCGCUACCUCACCCCGCAGAGGUUCAACCGCCUCGUCGACGUCGUCUUCCUCACCUACCUCGAACAAAACCCUCGCUCAUUCAAAUUCUGUACCACCCCAGACUGCACCCAGAUCUACCAGUGCGACAACGGCAAAGCGACGCAUCAAUGUCCUUCGUGCUUCUCCAAGAUCUGUGGCCAGUGCCACGAGGAAUCGCAUGAUGGGAUGAGCUGCGAACAAGCGAGGGUGCACAGGAACCCCGAGGAGCAGGAACGAUUGAACAACGAAUGGGCGGCGAGGAACAACGUCAAGAAAUGUCCCGAGUGUAGCAGGAUGAUUAUGAAGGCGGAGGGGUGCAACCACAUGACGUGCCCCUGCGGUGCCCAUAUCUGUUGGCGAUGUAUGGGCGUCUUUGACCACCAUGAAAUCUACACCCACAUGCACAGUGCGCAUGGAGGUAUCCACGGAGACGAGCCGGCAGCUCCACCUCCGCCUCCCCUUCAGCCUCAGCCGAUCCCGCCACUCCGUCCUUUCGGCGCCCAACCUCAAGCCCCACAGGCGGACGCUGCUCGCCGGGUGCAAGAAGAAGCGGAUAGACGAUAUGCUGAGCGGCUGAGGCAGGCUGAGAUGGAUGCACUCUGGAGGAGGAUCGAGAUGGAUCGACGAUUGAGGGAGCAGGCUGAGCAAGCGCGUCAGAUUCUGCGGAGGAGAAGGGAAGAACAGGCUGAGGAGCUGCGUAGGCGUGCGGAGGCUGCUGUCGCCUUUGAAAGAGCCCAGCAGCGAGCGAGAGAGGAGCAGGCACGUCGUCAGAAGGAGAACGAGGGUGGUUGGUGUACCAUUAUGUGAUUGUUCUUAUUUUCUCCGAGUCUUGCUGUGUAAAUGUAUUUCUUUGUAUUUGUAUUCCGUCUUGAAUUCUGAACAUGUCCUGCACUGU
Molecule: messenger RNA, 3424 nt
Organism: Coprinopsis cinerea okayama7#130
Lineage: Eukaryota; Fungi; Basidiomycota; Agaricomycetes; Agaricales; Psathyrellaceae
Product: RING finger protein
Exons: 3
Coding region: 1-3336 (1111 amino acids)
Biological process (GO): ubiquitin-dependent protein catabolic process; protein polyubiquitination; positive regulation of proteasomal ubiquitin-dependent protein catabolic process
Cellular component (GO): cytoplasm; ubiquitin ligase complex
Molecular function (GO): ubiquitin protein ligase activity; ubiquitin conjugating enzyme binding; zinc ion binding
Source: RefSeq, a predicted model, not a curated record